Messenger RNA from Toxorhynchites rutilus septentrionalis, 2373 nucleotides. RefSeq names its product homeobox protein six1b. Gene Ontology annotation, cellular component: nucleus; transcription regulator complex. The transcript is spliced from 6 exons. NCBI's taxonomy places the organism in Eukaryota, Metazoa, Arthropoda, Insecta, Diptera, Culicidae. Gene Ontology annotation, molecular function: DNA-binding transcription factor activity, RNA polymerase II-specific; RNA polymerase II cis-regulatory region sequence-specific DNA binding. The coding region runs from base 607 to 1869 and encodes 420 amino acids. Gene Ontology annotation, biological process: regulation of transcription by RNA polymerase II. The record is from RefSeq and is a predicted model, not a curated record.
GUUCGUGGAAUACGGAAGAAGUGCUCCGGUAUUUUGUGAAUGCAGCAAAGUUCAAUAGUUUCGGGAAGGCCUGGAAGAAGUGUGCAAUGUUGUGAAUGUGGUCCGAUGAUUUUUUGCUGCUUUGCAUUUCGGGUCUACGACUGAACGGAUGGUUUUCCGUUGCGUUUGUGCGCUGUUUUCUCGAACACAGUCGCGUCGUUCGCCGACGGAUUUUGUGACAGAAUGUUGUGGGUUUGAUCAACAUAGUGUCGUAUUUCGGCGAUUUAAAGGAAGGCCUGUGUGUUGCGCUAUUUUUAGCGCUUGGCGAAGAGGCACGUCAGAUCGUUUGAUGAGUAUGUUUUUGACCGUAUAGUCUGUGGAGCAGGGAACACUAGUGGCUGAAGAAGUAAAUUAGUGGAAUCAAAUAUAGAACGUGUCAUCUGUUCGGUACAAAAAGAAAUAAAGAAAAGGAAGUGUUUUGCGCAAUUCGUUGAUGAACACGCGUGUGCUGAUCACUUCGGCUUCUACUCUGACACAGUUGUCUGUGUUACGACGGGAAAAGUGUAAUUAAGCGAUCAAAGCGCAUAUUUGAGGGUGAUAAGAACGAAGUGAGCUGAAGUGAGCAAGAUGUUGCAGCACCCAGGCAGCGAUUAUUAUGAGCUAUCGGCGGCGAGCAAACAAACGCCCCCAACUUUCAGUCCACAGAACGCGAAUGCAGCGGUCUUAGCGGCAAUGACCGGUGGAACCGCUGGUGACGCUGGUGGAGGCGGUUUGAAUAGUAAUAAUAAUAAUAAUAACAACAACAACAGCAGCAACAAUAACAACAACAAUAAUAAUGAUAACGAUUUGGAUCUAAUGGGUCAGAAUGGUGGCACAAAUAAUGGUGACCGGGAAGCCUUACCCAGCUUCGGAUUCACACAGGGUCAGGUUGCGUGCGUAUGUGAGGCUUUACAGCAAUCGGGUAACAUUGAACGACUCGGUAUGUUCCUGUGGUCACUGCCACACUGUGAUAAGUUGCAGCUGAAUGAAUCUGUGCUCAAAGCGAAGGCCGUCGUUGCAUUCCACCGGGGGAACUUCAAGGAACUGUACCGAUUGCUGGAACAUCAUCAGUAUUCUCCCCACAACCAUGCCAAACUACAAGCACUCUGGCUGAAGGCCCACUACGUGGAAGCGGAGAAGCUUCGUGGUCGACCGCUUGGAGCCGUUGGCAAGUACCGGGUACGACGCAAGUUCCCUCUACCCCGGACGAUAUGGGACGGCGAGGAGACUAGCUACUGCUUCAAGGAAAAAUCAAGAUCGGUUCUACGCGAUUGGUACACCCAUAAUCCUUAUCCCUCGCCGAGAGAGAAGCGGGAGUUGGCCGAGGCUACCGGAUUAACUACCACUCAGGUCUCAAACUGGUUCAAAAACCGACGACAACGAGACCGAGCAGCUGAGCACAAAGACACCGGCGAAUCAGAUAAGCAACAUCUGGACUCGUCGAGCGAUUCGGACAUGGAAGGUCCUAGUUUGAACAUGUCCAGCGGUGGUGGUCAUCAGCAGAGCUUGGGCGGUGGUUCGGCACAAAGUAUGCACCAUAUUUCGGGAAUGGGUGUGACGGGAGGCGGCAUUCCCGGCAGUGGCGGUUCCAUGGUUGGCCAAGCGGGACCCGGAGGGCCAGUAGGCGGUACAACUGGUCCCGGAAGCCUAGGGAGCAUAGGGAUCGACCAUCAACCCCAGCCACUGUCCACCAGGAACAGUAAUCUAAUGAACAUCCCUGCGAACAAUAACAAGACACUGGGACAACUAUCGUCGAGUUCCCUAACGGCGGCGUAUUCGCACCUGUGGGAUCGAUCGAAUGUGAUGGGAUCGAUGCCAAUCUACGAUAUUGGAGAUUAUCAGCAUUUAUGAUUUUAGGCAGGCUAACUUCGGGCGCGUUUUGUAGUUAUGUAGCUGUGAACAAGCUGUUGCACAGAGCUGAUAUGAUUCAGCAAAUGAAUCUAUGGAUGGAAUAAGAAUUCAUUAGGUUCGCGAUACCGAUGUUGAAGGUUCUGCAUUAAAAUGAAAUGCAAUCUAUCAAAAGAUAGCGGUAACCGAAGUUUAAGUUCUAAUCAUUGUGUUUAAUUAGUUCCGAUUUAGACAAUAAUGUACUGAUUUGUAAAAGAUUUGCGAAUGCGAGUGAAACAAAAACUCGGCUGGGAGCAUAGUACACACUGUCCAUGCUUGAUGCCGUGAGCAGGCAAUACAUCUUGAAUUUAUUUCUUUUCGCAACGAAUCACUAGUAGAGCUCUGUCCCCUAAAUAGUUUUUAUUUGUCUCUCGAUUCCCUGAACUAUAUUGAAUAAUUAGAAACAAUCUCUGAAAGGUAGUUAAGGAAUGCAAUGCAAUACUAUAAUCAAAAAUUAAAACAUGGCAC